Molecule: messenger RNA, 1545 nt
Organism: Paramecium tetraurelia
Lineage: Eukaryota; Ciliophora; Oligohymenophorea; Peniculida; Parameciidae
Exons: 3
Biological process (GO): transmembrane transport
Cellular component (GO): membrane
Molecular function (GO): myo-inositol:proton symporter activity
Source: RefSeq, a predicted model, not a curated record
AUGGCAAACUAAGUUAUUCCAUUAUAUAAUUAAGAGAGUGAAAAUUCAAAAACAGAUAGUGGUUACUUAUAAAUUUCUAAGGUAUAAAAUUAAUCGCAGCUGCCAUCUGUUUCUGAUCCUCUAACAAGUUUACCGUCCCAAAUAAAUAAAAAAUUCACUGUUUAAUCUGAUUCUCAAGUAGAGGAAGGUCUCAAAUCAUUUGUCCAUUUAGCAAUUAUCCUAGUAGCAAUUUAAAGUGGGAACUUCUCAGUUGGAUAUUCAUUGUCAUAUUUGUCAAUGUCUUUCACAACAUUAUUUUCAUAAAUCACCCUCAAAGGUUCUGAGAUUGAGGAGCAAGGUUUAUUUAGUGCUGUCUUAUCAAUAGGCUAGUUAGUAGGGGCUGUUGUUACAAAACCAUUAUUAAAAUAUACAACACGAAAUUAAUCUCUAUUAAUUGCUGAUUUUUUUGGUGUAUUAAGCAUUUUACAAGUAAUACCCAACCGAGAAGUCAUACUUGCAUUUAGAUUUUCAUAUGGAAUGUGUUUAGGAAUAUCAUCUGUUAUUAUGGCUAUAUAUGUUAAGGAACUUUGCCCUGAUAAAUAUUAUGAAACAUUUUCAGUUUUGGCUAGUUUCUUAAUUGCAGGGGGAUUAUUUUUCAUUAAUUUCAUAGGUUUAGGGUAUUUAAACCCUGAUUUAAGAGGAGAGCAUUCUUAUUAUUGGUAAAUUGUUUUUGCAAUUCCUUCCUUAGUGCACUUUCUUAGGUCUUUUAUUAUUACUAUUGUAUAUAAGAUUGAUAGUCCUGACAGUUUAAUUUAAUUGAAAUAACCUUCAGAAGCGAAAAGGAUCAUAAUAAAAUUAUAUUAACCAGAAUUUGUUGAGCAAAUUUUUUUAACCUGCUUAAAAAGAGUUGAAAAUGAUUCAGAGUAAUCAGAGGGCUUUUUAAGUUUAUUUUCAAAAAAGCAUCUAAAAACAGUAAUAAUUGGUUGCUUGUUAGCAUUUAUAUCCACCUGGUGUGGUUUAUUUGCUUUAUACUCCUAUUGUUCUUAAAUUUUUGAUGUGAUUACAGAUGGAGAUUUUACUUUGAACACAAUCUUUAUACUGAUUAUUGGAAUAGUUUAAUUUAUUCCUGCAUUCAUUUCCAAAUUUGUCUAUAGGAAAAUCGGUAACAGAACUUUAUUACUGGGUGGGCUUCUUGUACUUAUUGUAUGCUAGAUACUUAUUAUUGGUCUAAGUUAUUCAGAAACUGUAGGAGCAUCUAUUACUAGUUUUAUUAUAAUUUGUUUUUUCUCAUUCACAUUUGCACUUACUUUAGGACCUAUUACUUAUUCUAUGAUACCAGAAAUUAACACUAGUGAAGGGACAUACUUUUGCUUUGUUACUUUAUAUGUUUGGCAGUUAUUUAUGCUUUACAUAUUUCCAUUUAUGUUAGAUGCACUCUAAAUAAGCGGAGUCUUUAUAGUAUUUGCUAUUCUAACACUCUUGUCAAUUCUAUACUUUUAUGUUUAUGUGAAAGAAACUAAAGGAUUAAGUCAUACUGAAAUAGAAAAAUAGUAUGGAAAGUUAUGA